AUGGUCCCCUCCGUGGCGCAGAAGUUCAUCGAGAAGGGCUACAAGAUCAUCGUCGAGGAGGGCGCUGGCAAGGGCAGCGGUGUGAGCGACGCGGCGUAUGCUGCGGUCGGGUGCACCGUGCUCCCGCGCGCCAAGGUGGUGGCCGAGUCCGAGCUGCUCUUCGCCAUCAACCCGGUGCCCACCGCCGAUCUCGGGGGCAUGAAAGGCAAGAUGCUCGUCGCCUGGGUGGGCCGCCGCCUGCCGGAGGGGGCCGAGUACGUGAAGGCGGCCACUGCGGCGGGCGUGACCCUGGUGGACACCACGUCGAUGGACGUGCUCUCGUCGCAGGCCAAGUGCGCCGGGCACCGCGCCGUGCUGGAGGGCGCCUACGCGUUCGAGCGCUUCUACCAGGGGGAGAUCACCGCGGCCGGCAAGUACCCCCCGUGCCACACGAUGGUGCUCGGCAUCGGCGUGGCCGGGCUCGCCGCCAUGGGGACCUCCAACGCGCUGGGCUCCGUCGUGCGGGCGUGGGACGUGCGCGACGUGAGCGACCAGGUCACUUCCAUGGGCGGCAAGUGGAUCAAGGUGGACUUCAAGGAGGACGGCGCUGGCGCCGGCGGCUAUGCCAAGGAGUCCAGCCCUGAGUUCCAGGCGGCACAGAAGGCGACCUUCCACAAGAACGCCAAGGAGGUGGAUAUCAUCAUCUCCACUGCUGCGAUCCCAGGGAGGAAAUCGCCAGUGCUGAUCGAAGACUACAUGGUGAAGGACAUGAAGCCUGGCAGCGUUAUCAUCGACCUGGCCGCCGCAGGUGGGGGCAACUGCUCGCUGACGAAGCCAGGAGAGAGCUACAAGACAGAAAACGGUGUCACCAUCAUCGGCUACACCGACCUUCCGGGCAGGAUGGGCCUGCAGGCAUCCUCCAUGUACGCCCAGAACAUGCUCAACAUGUCGAACCACAUCACGGGCAAGGGCGGCGCGGAGGCCUUCAUGCCAAACGUGAACUCGGCCCUCGGGGCUGAGGACGGCGACAUCAUCGUGAGGUCCAUCGUCUGCUGCAAGGACGGCAAGGAAGUGAUCGCGCCGCCGCCGCCCGACCCCACGCCGGUGAAGAAGAAGGUCGUCAAGGAGGCCAAGAAGGUGGAAGUCGUGGAUCCGGCCAAGGAGGCCAUGACCACGUCGCUGACCAUCAGCGGGGGCUCGGCGGCGCUGCUCGCCGCGAGCCUGGGCGGCGACCCAAGCUUCCUGGCCAUGCUCAACACCUUUGGCCUCGCCGGCGCGGCGGGCUACCAGGUCGUGUGGGGCGUGACCCACGCCCUGCACACGCCGCUCAUGGCCGUCACCAACGCCAUCAGCGGCCUCACCGCCGCGGGCGGCCUGAUGUGCAUGGGCGCGGGCGGCGGCGCCACAGCCCAGGGCCUGGCGUACGCGUCGGUGCUGAUCUCUUCCGUGAACAUCUCGGGCGGCUUCCUGGUCACCAAGCGGAUGCUGGACCUCUUCAGGACCACGCCGGGGGAGGAGGACCUCAUGCCGAAGUACCUGCUCCCGGCGGGCGUGCUCGCGGUGGCGCCGUGGGCCGCGCCCGCGGCGAUCCCGACCGUCGGCACCAUCUCUGGCCUGAUGUGCGUCGGAUCCAUCGGUGGCCUGGCCUCGCAGAAGACGGCUAGCCUGGGCUGCGCGAUGGGCAUCAGCGGCGUGACAGGCGCCAUGGCCAUGGCCCUGCACGGCGUGCCGAGCUCGGAGAUGAUGACCGCGCUGGCGCUCAUCGGCGGCGGCGGCGCCAUCGGCGGCGCCAUCGGCAAGGCUGGGCUGGUGCUGACGCUCCCUCCAGCAGGCCUUGCGGCGGUUGCCACUUGCCUGUCCAGCUACAUGAUCCACCCCCACGCCGGCGUCGGCCACAAGGUCGGCGCGAUGCUCGGCAACCUGAUCGGCGGCGUCACCUUCACCGGCAGCCUGGUCGCCUUCGGGAAGCUCAACGGCAACAUGUCCAGCAAGCCGCUCGCCCUGCCCAACAAGAACAUGCUCAACAUCGGCGCGCCCCUGGGGCGGCGCAGGCGCCCAGUGAUGGUCCUAGGCUGCUGGCCGUGCUGCCCGCCGCUGCGCACUGGGCCGGCGCGGAACGGCGCGCGCGGCACCGCGCGCCAGACGCCCCACGCGGUGCUGCUGCAGCAGGCCGGGCGCCGGGCGAUCGCAGUGGAGGCAUUCGUAGAGAAGGGUUUGGCCUCCGAGAAGGCGGAGGAACGCGCUCGUGCUCUGCGGGUCCUGUGCACGCAGAGCCCCACGCAUGCUGUGAGGCACGCUGCGCGAACGGUGCUCCUCCUCAGGGACCCCGCUUGGAACGUUCGCCACGCUGCCGUCGACGCGCUGGCGGGGUCCGAGCCAGGCCUUGCCUACGGGAUGUUGGCGGCGGUGCCCGGGCUGGCGGAGGCCAUCGGGCGCCUGCUCGACGAUGAGGACCCCGUCGUCCGCCUCAUCGCGGCAGCCGUGCUCUCGCGCUCGUGCGGGGCGCUGGGCCACGAGCGGGCCGCCGCGCUGCUCGACGACCGGGCUCUGGUGCUGAGCGCCGUGGCCAGGGGUGGCGAGUGCAUUCGGUACGCCUCCGCGGAGCUGAGGGGCGAUCGCGGCGUGGCCCUGCUGGCAGUCAGGCAGUGCGGCUCCGCCUUGCGGUACCUUCCCGAGGAGCUGCGGGCGGACCCGUCGUUGGUGGCGUGUGCAGUAGCCUCCCCUGGAGGAGGCCAGGCGGUGCAGAGGUACGCGGCCGCCGAAAUCCGGGAGUGCGCGUUCGUGCAGCAUGACCUCGAGGGGUAUGCACCUAUCCUGCGGCACUGGCGAUGCGCAGAGGAUGCCGCCUUUGGAGCCCGCGAUCCGUGCUGGACGGCGUACGCAGCGGGCAGGGCCAGGCUGGCCGCGGAGGUCCAGAAGCUGACCGAGGCGCUGCAGGCACCGACGUGCUCGGGCGGAGCGCUUGCGCUGCUCGACGCCCUCGGUUGCAGGAGACCCGAUGUGUUCGCGGGUCGGCAUCGACCUCAGGUUGUCGCGGCCGCCGUGCUCACCAAGAUCAAGCUGGGCCGCCGCCGGUUCCGCUGCGAGGACUUCGGCGCCGCCCUGGCGGCGUUCCUCGGGGAGCCGGAGUUCGGGCCGGCAGCCUCAGCGAAGCUGUUGCAGGCGGAGGUGUUCUUGUUGGGUGCUUUGCACGGCCGGGUGGCGUUGGCACCGGUGGUCGAUUGGGCCGACAUAUUCCUGGCGCGGUUGCUCGGUUCUGCGGCGUUGGUGCCCGAGCUGGCCGAUGAGGAGGCGGCCGAGCUGCCCCGACGGGCGCACGGCUCCCGGGAGCCGUCGCCGGGGAAGCCCGCCCUAUCGCUGUGCUCCGUGGCCACGACCGCAGAUGUCGAUGGUUGCUUCGACGAGCGCAGCGAGUGCAGCGACUGGUCCAGCGAGCCUUUUGCGCCGUCGUCCGACGGCGUCGGUGCGGAGGAGGACGUCGCCCUGGACCAUGUCUUAAGCGGCGGCGGAGCUUGGGACAACGUGGCCAAGCGGGUCCGGGAGCUGUGCGAGUGGAUGACGAUGAAGGUUGCCGCCUCGGCUGCCGCACCACCGAGGGCGCUGGCCGCGGCAGGCUUGGUGAUUGGCAUGUCCGAGUCAGGGCUGCUCUCCUUGGACGAGCUGUGGAAGGACGCUGGGGACCUGCAGGCCAUGGAGGAGCUGAGCGCACGAGUGGCCGAGACUUGUGGCCCGCGAGCAGUGCAAGCGCCCGGCGUGCGUGCGCGGGGCGCCGAGGCCGCCGUUCUGGCGGUCGGGUGCGACGGCCUCGGGCACCUGCGCACCGAGGUCGCGGCUGCCCUGGCCACUGCUGCCGCCGCGGCUGCGGGCGGCCCGACGGCCGAGGGGCCCGUGCCGGCGUAGGGCGUCCGUGCGCCUCGGGUACGGGCGAGUCCAAGCCACCUGAGGCGGGCCUGCGGCGAGGUCAACCCCACCGGGGCUUCACGCGAACGGCUCCCAGGAGUGGUCCUGGCUGGUCUCCCGGGCAGUCUCCACGCCUGCGGCACCCCCCGGGUGCGCGGAGCGCCGCAGGGUUGGGCUGCGGGGGCCGCACUGGAGUACCCCCUGGGCUGAGCGCAGCCGGUGCUCCUCCAGAAGAUGUCUUGAUCGCCAGACAGAGAUUGCAUUAGGGGCGUUUGUUAAGGAAUGCGCCCAGGAGGUUAGAACGUAGCAGGACAAUCGGGGAUCCGUGAGUUUCUUUUUCAAUUCGGAUAUUUUGGCGGAGCUACUUUUUAGAACGACUCGGUUCGAGGUCGUUGGUGCAUGUCUGCAUGGCAGACAUGUUCUAGUUUACGUCUGCUGAUAUUGGAAGGCACGUCGGCUCAUUACAGUGCAGUGGCAUCGGUGCCAUGUGCAUUUGUUCACUGGCCACCUCAGCAACAGUCUAAAGAGGUUAAUGCACAAUUUCGUCCUGAUCUUGCACGCGUUCCUUAUAUGGCGCGCUUGUGGGAUGCAGCCAUCGGCGACGCACCUUGUGCGUGCACACUACGGUACUGAAAUAAUUGCCUGUAAUUGUGCCGCAACCGCAGUCGAUAUCUGUCCCAUGUUUAGUCUCUCCUGACAUGGACCAACUCCCCCCCAGUGCAGCAUGUUAUGAUCCGAUUCCCUCCCCCACCUCUGCGCUGCCGUGUGAGGAAUGCCUCGCAGCUUUCGGUUCAUCCUGCCAGUGUGCCUGGGCCGACUGCCAGAAGGGGCC
This is a messenger RNA of Prorocentrum cordatum, 4711 nucleotides long. NCBI's taxonomy places the organism in Eukaryota, Dinophyceae, Prorocentrales, Prorocentraceae. The record is from the annotation of a GenBank genome assembly.